AUCCUACAUCCACCUCCAACACCCCCACGGCAACACAGUUGCUUCUCUCCAUCACGCGUUUUCUCGACCUCUAUAGUAGUUCUUUUACCCAUCGACACGCUGGCCUUGUCGUUCUUAAUUCUGAAAAACCCUUUGAUAAACACACCUUCUAACACCAUCGGAUCUCGGAGCUCUGGAGCUAAAGAGGCAUUUUAAACCUCACUAGUUUUUCGCCUUCUACUGACCGGCGAGCGAACUCUUAAUCGCAGUAACCACACCUUCCGGGCCUUCCGCGAAAGGCAUGCGAGCUAUGGCAAAACAAGCCCAAGCUUCACGAAACUCACCGGUUUUCCCCAUCACUCUGGGUUUUUCGAAACUGCUUGCCCUCUUUAAGGCUGUUGUCCUUCUAUCAACUGCCUCAAUCAUGUCUUAUGCCUCCCAAAUAGCUUUAGCGCCUGUUUACGGUGGGAUCCCGACGUCGCUUUAUCACUCGAAGAUAUCGGCUUUUGUGUUUGCGGCAGCGUGGGUUGCGAAAUACCUUCCAUUUAAACUUCCAUUUAGAGCAAGGAAUCUGCUGCCUGUUCUAUCCCUUUAUGUGCCUGCUGCUCAACGGACUCUCGCUAGGCACUCCGACAGCUGGGGUCCUUUCUGGGGCCCGAUAAUCACCGAGGGUGUGACGUUUUACCCUCUGCUCUUCUUGACAGUUUACUCUACAGCUCAUCUGGCAAAUUUUGGAAACCUUGCCGCAGAUGGAAUCGUGGCGGGCGUAUUUGCCGCGUGCUUCUGGAACAUACGGUCAUUGGUUUCGAAACACCUUGUGAACCGCAUCGGGUCGUCAUGGAUUCUCACCCGUUGCGGGCUCCCAAACCUGGCUGGUGGGAUUUAUGCAUUGGUGUCUCCUUCCCUCUUGUUCCUCACAGCUAUUCCUGCAAUCUUGCAUACAAGCAUGUACAAUAGCAUGUGCACCCCUACUGCUGGGCUCAAUGAAACAUUGGCAGCCUCAAAUUAUACCCUUCUAGCUCGUCAGGAGUCGAAUACAGGCUAUAUUUCUGUGCUUCAACACAAUCAUCAAAAUUUCAGAGUGUUGCGCUGCGAUCAUUCCCUAUUGGGUGGAGUGUGGGAGAGCCCCCCUCCAGGGUUCGAGUACGUGAGCCAGGGCGUUAAGGAGCCAAUUUAUGCUAUCUUUGUGAUGCUGGAAGCCGUCCGGCUGGUUGACCCACCUCCGAAGAACCCCAACCCGAAGGCGCUAGCUAUGUAUAUCCUCAUAAUCCCAAGGUUACUCUGGAUAGAUGUGGUGGGGCUGACCACUAUUGUCCGCUUAUAGUGGUUUAGGAAUUGGCACGGCCGUGAACGGGCUGAUCGCUCAUGGAGUGGAGACAGAUGUUGUUGAGCUAGACCCCGUAGUCCACCAAUAUGCGACAGAGUUCUUCCAACUUGAAGAGAAUCACACGGCAUACAUUGAAGAUGCCAUCACUUUUGUUAAGAGAGAGAACAAUAACAAGGGCAAGGACAGGAAGAAGUAUGAAUAUAUCCUACAUGACGUUUUUACUGGUGGGGCUGUUCCCGCGAGCCUGUUCACCAUGGAAUUCUUUGUUGGACUGAGGGACCUUCUCUCCGAGGAUGGUGUCAUCGCAAUUGUGAGCUCUACCCCUGAGCCCCUAAUCUUUCGGUUACUUUGAACGGCAACCCGAAGAGUUGUCACGUCUUGAACCCUUGGAUAACUUCCCCAUGGGACCGGGGUUCGGAGUAGCUGUAUUGGUGCUGUGCUAUCGGAGUUACUAAUCACGUGAUUUAUAGAAUUGGGCCGGUGAUUUGAAGUUGAAGGCGGCAAAGUCGAUCGUUGAAACCGUGCGAACGGUAUUCAAUGGCUGCAGGGUUUUCAGGGAGGAUAUGCCCGAAGAGGACACCGAUAAAGCCGCUGUUGACUUCACCAACAUGGUGAGUUUUAUUUACAACCCUAACAACUCCUGGUUCCUCAAUGCUCUCCCCCGUCUCUUUAAAUAGCUUAUAAUAUGCGCCCGCGUCAAGCAUUGAUCUGUUCUUCUCCCUUCCUUGUUUCAUUUUCUCGGGUUCCUCGGGUCAAGGUAACAUCGCAAUACCACAUUGGGUAUUCGUAUCCCAAGCGCGCUUCUUUUUCUGUUUGCUCGACAAGAUUUCCGGGCCCUUACCUGGACUGUGCUACGGGAUCUUUGAACCCUGUUCAGGGCAUUCUGUUUGCCCUUUUCCUGGGUCCACCCGGUUUCCCAGUUCCGUCCUCUUCCUCUCCCACGAUUUCACGACACAUUUCUUGUUACCCGGGCUAGGUCAGGCUGGACCCUACUUCUCGGCUAUUUGCCCAAAGGCGAACCCCGCGGAAGGUGGGGCGAGUCCUGAUAGGCAGAUAGCUGGGACCCUGUCUCUCUCGAACCCUGGGCAUUGUUACUGUACGAGUACGGCACUGUAUAGUCACGAAUCCGACCGAUGGGUGCAGCUCUUUUUUUUCUUCUUUGCCCUUUUCUUCUCCACUUUUCUCCAUGCCGUCUUUUCCGGAGAGCUGAGCAUGAUUCAUUGACCAUUCCUUUUUUUUUUUCUUUUUUUUUCUUUUUUUGCCCUUUCUGUGCAUCCCCCCCCCCUCCAACCGAAAAAGCUUGGUUGCCCCCCCCCAUUCCUGGCUCCGCUAACUGUCACCAAUCAUUUGGGAUUUUAGGUUAUCUUUUGCACCCGUUCUUCGGACCCCUACACGUUCCGUGCACCGGUUGAUGCCGAUAUUUUGGGGUCGAUUGCCAGGAGGAACUUCCUCUUCCCUCAAUUCGAGAUAAAUCUCGAUCAGUAUUUUGGGGUGUCGGGUGGACCCACCCUUCUUAGCGAGUCCAACAUUGACACGCUUAUUGGUUGGCAGGAAACGAGCGCUCUAGGGCACUGGGCGGUCAUCCGGACGGUCUUGCCGCCAGUGAUUUGGGAGAACUAUUAGGAAGAAUCGACCACGUGAUUCGUUUGCUUCACACCAAGGGCCUGUACUGCUAUGAUACUCGUAGUCUUUUUUUUCUUUUACUCUUUAUUUGUUUAUUCUCUACUUUUUGUGGUGCGGGUACCAUCUGUUUCUUGGGGACUGGGACCAUCUUGGCAAGCUUGGAAGAAAAGCUUGUUACCCCACAAGGGGUGGGGAGGCGCACAAUUAGACGGUUUAGGAGAAGCAAGAUGUUGUGUUCAGGAAAAAAAAUCUACCGGGCCGUUUGGGGGCGACAGGUUCGGUGUGAGAGACACCGCUACUCAGAAGAGUUCGUUUGGUGUUUAUCGAUGACUAUUGGAUGGAUCCACGAGACCAGUAACGAUGCACUGCAUGCCCUGGCCAGUACUUGAGCAUAAGGCACUCACAUUGCCGGCCAAUUAUUUCCCUCGGCGCAACCGUGUCGUUUUGGGAACCCGAGGACAGGGAUAUCAAGCAUAUGUUGUCCAACAUGUUUUUUGUCCCAUUUCGUUUUCCCCAGAACAAUCUAAUGGAAUACAAGAACCGAGGAACCAACUUGCAGGCUCUAUCUCUCCCAAGUAUCGGUGUUUCUUGUCUUGGACCUUCGCAUGGUGCCACAGCACCGUAUGGUACCGCUGCAAAUCAAUAGGCACGCACUAUCUUCAAUCGGGGUUCCUUGGAGUGCUUGACCCGCCUCGUACUCGAGCACAUGUACCGGUACUGUGAAUAGCAUUUAGGUAGCACAGGGAGGUACUUGUACGAGCAUGGGGUACCCGAACGCAUGGAUCAAAAAUCGUAUGGAAAUUGUCUGUGUGCAUCUGACCGCCCAUACCAGAUUCAGACUCAAAUGUUCGGGUACGGUACCUCACACCGGAUAGCCGUACCGGUACUUGUACUGCUGAAAUGUCCACCAGAGAUUACAUGAUUGGCCGCCAGGAAAUUUGUACAAGUAGUACUGUGCAGAUAGAGAAACCCCACGCUCACACCGGACCGUCCAUCCAUCCAACAUCCAACCCCCCACUUCCCCUUCACCCCCUGCUGUACUGUACGAGCACAGCGCUAUUCAUGCUAUCCAUUGCGCGCUACAUUCAUGCCGUGCGAGUGCAGUGACCAUACCCCACAUAAACCCACCAUGUAUCGAUCUGACAAGUCAGCUCUCUUUCGCUCUCUCUUUUAUUUCAGUCAAAAAUUAAGAAAUGGAGAAACCACUUUUCCCGGACCAUCAUGAUCACCUCGCUUGCACCUGAUCCCGCUCUAUCCCUAUCUGCCUUGGUGAUAUCGCGUCUCUUGACCACCCUCCCUCGCAUGAGUUCCGCGGAGAAUGGUACAAGUAUUACCGUAUGCAUCUCCUCACCGAACACCCAAAGAUUGACAGGCUUUUCUUCCUCUUCC
Messenger RNA from Tuber aestivum (summer truffle), 4318 nucleotides. NCBI's taxonomy places the organism in Eukaryota, Fungi, Ascomycota, Pezizomycetes, Pezizales, Tuberaceae. The record is from the annotation of a GenBank genome assembly.